AUGUGAGCAGCUUUCUGCAGAAUGUAAACAACGGAUUUCCUAUGAAACUGAAGCGACAGUUUGAGCUAAACUAUGACGAUCUAUUUGAGUUGGAAAUUAUAAAUUGCGUUUUUAGAGUCUGACACAUUUUGGCACGCUCUUCUUCAUCGGUGGACAGGUGAACAAGCUGCCGAUGACGGACCGCAUGGGUUCCGUCCGGUGGGCUUUCCGCUGCAGCUCGUGGCUGCCGAGCCGUUCCGAGUGGCUGUUCGCAGCCCGUUGUAUCCAACCCGAAGAGAAGGAAAGAAUCGGGCAGUUUCUGUUCGCUAAAGAUGCCAAAUCAGCCAUGGCUGGAAGGUUGCUGCUGAGGAGGUUCGUGUGUGAGAAGAUGCGUGUGCCCUGGUCACAGAUCCACCUGGAGAGAUCCCCGCGAGGAAAACCUGUCCUGGCUGCUCCGAUGGAGGACUCCAGACGUUGGAGCUUCAACAUCUCCCACCAGGGCGACUUUGCAGUGUUAGCUGCUGAACAAGGGCUGCAAGUCGGUGUGGACAUCAUGAAAACCUGUCUGCCAGGAAGCAGUUCCGUGUCCGAGUUUUUCCGUAUUAUGACCCGCCAGUUUACGCCACACGAGUGGGCCGUCAUCCAAUCGGCCGGCUCUGAGACGCAGCAGCUUGCUGUGUUCUACCGCCACUGGGCGCUGAAGGAGAGCUUCAUCAAAGCCAUCGGCACAGGUUUGGGAUUUAACCUGCAGAGAGUGGAGUUUCACCUGCCAACGGAAGCGCUCACGCCGGGUCGAGCGCUGAGACGAACCAGAAUGCAUCUGGAUGAGGAGGAGGAAGGCGACUGGCUCUUCGAGGAGAGUUUGCUGGAUGAGGACCAUCACGUUGCUGUGGCUCUUGGACCAGCGGUGGCACCAGAGCUUCUGCCCCUCCACCUUCCGCCUCCAGAGAACUUCACCGUGUUGUCGUUCAGCGACCUCAUCGCCGCAGCCUCGCCUCUGACUGAGGAAGACUCUGCAUACUGGGAAGACUUCAAGAGAAAGGCAGACGCACCAACAAGGCAGAGCGACUCUCUUUGACACACACAGGACUCACUUGAAGCUUAUCGCAGGAACAAAGAAAGAGAAUAAGGUUUUUAAUAAGAAAUCUAAACAUGGAAAAUAGAAUUGAAAGAAUAAGUACUGGAGACGGCCACAUUGAGCAGAAAGUAUUGCUUUUUAAAUAAUGUACAUGAUGUACAUAAUGUUUGUAGAUGAGUCCAGACAUGUAAACACAUUCCCUCCAGCUGGAGAGCGUCUCCGACUCUUCUGCUUUAAUCUUGCUGAGGGAGGCAGCGAGGUCAGACAGGAAUCGCCCCGGCUCUCCUCCAACCAUUUUUAGAUUCAAGUUUGUCAGGGGCAGACCACACCAUCAGACGUGGGUGACUCUGUAGUCUUCACACGUGGUGGUGAAGGACCCGGAGGAAAAAAGGGGAAUUCAAGAAAACGUGUUUGCAAGCUAUUGUAAAUAAAUUCUGCGGAAUUAAAAUUUGUGUUUUUUGUACAAUUUAAAUGCAGUGGCGUUUCUUUGUUUGAACAGGGAUAUCACUGUCAAAUAUUUGAACUUCAUUGUUAAAUAAGUUUGAUAUGUAAACAAUUUAUUUAAAUGGCACUAAUAUUGUGAUUUUUUUUUUUGUUUUGAAAGAUACCUGAUAAAGACGGGUGUUUUAUAUAAGUCAGUCGUUCUGUUAAGUAAAUAGAAGUAACAAUUAUAUAACUUUUUUGUACGUUUUUUUUUUUUUUUUACUCCUGAAUUUAUAGUUAAUUGUUAAAACUAAAUGUUGCGUUAUAUAUUCUGUGAAUCUUUUUUUUGUGAGUUUUUAUUUGUUAUGUCCCUUUUUUGUUUUGUUUGUUUGUUUUGGGGGUUUUUUUCCCACUGCCAAAUGAACAUAGACACCCAAAAAUGACUAAAAAAAUUAGCCUAAUUAAGUUGUAAAAUUGUAAAUUUGUCAUAUGAGAAUCAGAGGGAUAAUGACGCUGGUUCAAGCUUGAAAUUUAAAACAUUAUAAUAAUUAUAAUUGUAAUAAUUAUUAUUAUCAUUAUUAAUUGUGUGAUUUUUUUUUAUUAUUGUUCUUUAUACAGAGCUUUGUUUAUUUGACAAG
Messenger RNA from Synchiropus splendidus (mandarinfish), 2118 nucleotides. RefSeq names its product aminoadipate-semialdehyde dehydrogenase-phosphopantetheinyl transferase (gene aasdhppt). Gene Ontology annotation, cellular component: cytosol. Gene Ontology annotation, molecular function: holo-[acyl-carrier-protein] synthase activity; magnesium ion binding. The record is from RefSeq and is a predicted model, not a curated record. The coding region runs from base 173 to 1057 and encodes 294 amino acids. The transcript is spliced from 7 exons. NCBI's taxonomy places the organism in Eukaryota, Metazoa, Chordata, Actinopteri, Syngnathiformes, Callionymidae.